UCUGCGGCUCAGAGGCUCGUUCCGAACGCGCUUGGACUACGAGUCCCAGGGUACCUCGCGGCAACCCGGAAAACGAAGUGGGUACCGAACGUGGCGGCCGGCAUGGAGGGCGAGGGAGCCGUCGAGGAGACCGCGAAGACCUUCCAAGAACUGGGAGUGACCGAUGUGCUGUGUGAAGUCUGUGAUCAGUUGGGAUGGAAGACACCGACAAAGAUCCAAGUCGAGGCCGUUCCAGUUGCACUCCAAGGCCGUGACAUCAUUGGCUUAGCAGAGACUGGAUCUGGGAAAACGGGGGCUUUUGCAUUGCCCAUCCUUCAGGCACUGCUAGAGACACCUCAGCGCUUCUUUGCUUUGGUCCUUACCCCGACCCGGGAGUUAGCCUUUCAGAUCUCGGAGCAGUUUGAGGCCCUCGGAUCUUCCAUUGGUGUCCAGAGUGCUGUUAUUGUGGGAGGAAUUGACAUGAUGGCGCAGUCUCUGGCCCUAGCCAAGAAACCACAUGUAAUAAUUGCUACACCUGGCCGCCUUAUUGACCACCUUGAGAACACAAAGGGCUUCAAUUUGAGAGCUCUGAAGUAUUUAGUUAUGGAUGAAGCUGACCGGAUCCUCAACAUGGACUUUGAGACAGAGGUAGACAAGAUCCUGAAAGUCAUUCCCAGAGACAGGAAAACAUUUCUCUUUUCUGCUACCAUGACUAAAAAGGUGCAAAAACUCCAGCGUGCAGCCCUUAAGGACCCUGUCAAAUGUGCUGUUUCAACUAAGUACCAGACAGUUGAAAAACUGCAGCAAUACUAUGUCUUCAUCCCUUCCAAGUUCAAGGACAGCUACCUGGUCUAUAUUCUGAAUGAACUUGCUGGAAACUCAUUCAUGAUAUUCUGCAGCACCUGCAACAACACUCAGAGGACAGCCCUCCUCCUUAGAAAUCUGGGCUUCACUGCCAUCCCCCUCCACGGUCAGAUGAGCCAGAAUAAGCGAUUAGGGUCGCUGAACAAGUUCAAGGCUAAAACACGUUCCAUUCUGCUGGCUACCGAUGUUGCCAGCAGAGGCCUGGACAUCCCCCAUGUGGAUGUUGUCGUGAACUUUGACAUUCCUACCCAUUCCAAGGAUUACAUUCAUCGUGUGGGGAGAACAGCUCGCGCUGGGCGCUCUGGAAAAUCCAUCACGUUUGUCACACAGUACGAUGUGGAGCUCUUCCAGCGCAUCGAGCACCUGAUAGGAAAGAAGCUGCCUGCCUUCCCCACGCAAGAGGAGGAGGUCAUGAUGCUGACCGAACGUGUGGCUGAAGCACAGCGAUUUGCUCGGAUGGAGUUGCGGCAGCAGGGGGAAAAGAAGAAGCGUUCCCGAGAAGAGGAAAAGGAAGAGGAUGACACCGAGGGAGCAAUGGGGGUCAGGAACAAAGUGGCUGGUGGGAAAAGGAAGAAAUGGAAAGCCUGAGAACGGAAGACACCCAGAACUAUUUUUCCACGUUUUUAAGCUGCUUGGCUUUCUGAGUCACCAGUAUCGGACUUGACCUUUCAGCAUAUCCCAGAGAGCAAAAGGUUUCCUGAUCCACUAGCACCUUUUGUAAACUUCUGUAAUCCAGAAGCAAUUCUCCUGCAAGCCUGGGAAACCUCUUUUAAUGCUAUGGGGAGGCCUGUUACUUCUGCUGCCAGCAGUUGUUCCUUUCUACCAGCAGGCCACAGUGGAUUCCCUAAGCUACAUGAAAUGGAUAUAUGGCAGAACCUUUUCAAGCUGCUACUAUCAAAGUCAAUGGAGAGACAUUUGCACCCCUAGUUUUAUAAGAAAAUUAUAAAAUAAAAACAAAGUAAUAAAAAGUGCAUGCUGUGCUGGUUCCAAGACGUGCAGGCAAAGAAGCUUGCAUCUUAAAGUUACUUAUGUAAUCACAGCUUUGUGCAGGUGUUUGUGGGCAAAUAAAUAAGUGAGAGCAGCAGAAACCUGCUCUCCAUUUAUUUAUUUCCCACCCACAUGCACAAAGUGGACUUACUCGGCUUAGGGAAGGCAGUGCUAGGGCUCUGGCAGCAUCCCAGAGUCCCUGUGUUACUUUCUCAAAGCUGGGUAAGUGAGGUGCUAGGCUUUGGGAAGAAGGCACAAGAGCUCUGGCUGGGUCCUAGAGCCCUUGAGUCUCCUUUCCCAAGCUGGCCAAACACUUGCAAGACUUAGAGGAGGAGGAGGGAGGGCUCUAGGACCCUGCCAGAGCCUCACACUGCCUUCUCAAAUUUGGGUAAGCGGCUUUACACCUUGUGGGGUGGGGCAGUUCCAGGGGUUCCUGUUAUAUUUGCAUAUACACGCAGACCCCCAGAACCAAAGAUGCAAGUUACCUGUAUUUGUGAUAGCAUCUGUCAGUUGUGAAUGCAUUUAUGUCCAAUGCUGCCUAGUAACCCAGACCAGUGUUAUGUAGAAAAGACUGAUCCCCCAAAUAGGGGAAAGUCUGGCAGAUGGUUGGCUGUUUGCCUGUGAGUCCAGAAUGCUGUUGAAGUGGGUUUUUCUUUCCUCAUUAUCUCAGCCCUGAGGCCAUUCUGCCUGAACGCUAAAGCUGAGAGGCAGUGUUGAUUUAGUCGAGGUAUUUGGCAAGGUAGAUUGUCUUGCUGAGAUCCUGCCUGUCUGCAGUGUGAGGUUGGUGGAAUGAGAGAGCUUUAAUUAAAGUCCUUCCAUCCUCUUGCCCUUUAGCUGUCUCUCUUUCAUUGUGGCUCUUUCACAGUCUGUGAACGUUAAAGGUGACAUUGCUCAAGCAGAUCCGUCCAGUCAGGGGACUGGUUGAUUAUCUGGUGCUUCUAAGUUGUUUCUAUUUUGAACACACCCUGUUUUUAGAAUAGAGCUGUGAGCAGUAGUAGGACUCUGUUCUACUUGCUACUUACCAGGCAUCUUUGAUUUUCAGUCAUGCAUUCUGACAGCCCUAACCUGAAGAGACCAGUUUUUGUCUUUGGUACAUGUGCAAUGCCUGUUUGUCAUCAUGGGUGGAAAUGUGAGUGUGCAGGGUGGGGUGGGGGGACUCAUAUAUAGCAAGGAUCUUUGUUUGUGUGUGUGUGUUUGUGAACACCUGUGCAGCAGCCCAGUAGAAAACACUUCUCUCUAGGAAUGGAUGACAGCUCUUCUCUGUAGGAGAAAAGAAAGUCAAGCACCUAAGAGGCAGAACUUGCCUUGCAGGGUUAAACCUGCCUCCUCCUUUUGCUGACCUCAGUAGCAGGAAUGAGAAGCAGGCUUUGCCUCUUCGCAGUUGUAUCCUAAAAUUGCAGUCUGUUGCAGAGAGCCUGCCCCAACCGCGUUCCUAUAGGUUUUGUAGGAGCAAGUCAGCUAUCUGCAUGAUCUGUUGCAGCCACACUGUCAUUUUGAGUACAACACCCGCUUAUUGUGGGGAAGGAAGGGAGCCCUUUUGGGGUCACAUUUAGAUAUUGUAGCUAGGAAAAUUUUAAACUUGAAAGCAAGCCUUUCAGAUACUUUUCAGAACUGGCCAGUGUGGCGUUCCACACAUUUCCCUCCCUCAACUGCUAUUUGUGUAUUCGUGUGAUAAAUCUCAGUUAACCAGUGAUAGGUAAGGGACAUGCCCAUUUUCACCAACAGUCCUUCCCAAAGUAGACCUGCUGAAAUCAAUAGACCUAGAACCAUAGGCUCAUCUAGUGCAACCUCCUGCGAUUCUGGAAUCUUUUUGCCCAGCGUGGGGUUCAAACCCACAACCCUAAGAUUAAAGAGUCUCCUGCUA
This is a messenger RNA of Podarcis muralis (Common wall lizard), 3694 nucleotides long. It is a transcript of the gene DDX47, whose product is annotated as DEAD-box helicase 47. Gene Ontology annotation, molecular function: ATP binding; nucleic acid binding; RNA helicase activity. The record is from RefSeq and is a predicted model, not a curated record. NCBI's taxonomy places the organism in Eukaryota, Metazoa, Chordata, Lepidosauria, Squamata, Lacertidae. Gene Ontology annotation, cellular component: cytosol.